AUGUCAACAGACACUUGCUACACAAUAAUACACCAGGAUGACAGUGCCGACCAACCCUCUCUCCAAGAUUUGAAGUCCGCCCUAGAAAAAGGCUCGGAGGAAGUAAAAAUCGAGACAAUGAAAAAAAUUUUAGUCACAAUGCUCAAUGGGGAUCAACUCCCGCAGCUGUUAAUGCAGGUUAUUCGAUUUGUCAUGCCAUCGAAAAAUAAGACAUUGAAAAAGUUGUUGCAUUUUUAUUGGGAGAUUUGUCCGAAAACUAAUCCGGAUGGAAAGUUGAAGCAGGAAAUGAUUUUGGUGUGUAACGCAUUGCGAAACGACUUGCAACAUCCAAAUGAGUAUAUACGAGGUGCAACUCUCCGAUUUUUAUGCAAGUUACGAGAGCCAGAACUACUAGAACCAUUAUUGCCGUCUUGUAGAUCUUGUUUGGAACAUCGCCACUCUUAUGUACGAAAAAACGCGGUAUUCGCCAUAUACACAAUAUACAAACACUUUGAGUACUUGAUCCCCGAUGCGCCAGAGUUAAUUCAGACUUUUCUGGUUGCGGAAGCAGAUCAGACAAGCAAACGAAACGCGUUUGUCAUGUUAUGCAAUACAAGUCAGUCUCGCGCUGUAGAGUAUCUCAAUGAAGUGUUUGAUCAAGUGCCGAAUUUUGAUGAGUUGCUGCAGCUGGCGGUAAUUGAGUUGAUUAGAAAGGAUUGUCGAAAUAACAGUACUAACCGGGGGAGAUAUAUUAAAUGUAUAUUUGAGUUAUUGAAUGCCGCUUCACAUUCUGUGAAGUAUGAAGCUGCCACAUCUUUAAUGGCUUUAACACACGCUCCUGCUGCUGUAAAAGCUGCGGCCGCAUGUUAUAUCGAACUUAUUAUCAAAGAAUCAGACAACAAUAUCAAAUUAAUCGUGUUGGAUCGUUUAGACGAAUUGCGUGAAAAACAUGAAAAUGUUUUGGACGAUUUGGUGUUGGAUAUUUUACGUGUGCUUUCGAGCCCAGAUAUUGAAGUUCGACGAAAAGCUUUACGUAUUGGUCUGGAAUUAGUCUCGACUCGAAAUGUUCAGGAAGUUGUGGUAUUUCUGAAAAAGGAGCUCGCGAAAACUAUUGAUCAGGAUUUUGAAAAAAACACCGAGUACAGACAACUCCUUAUCCAAUCGAUUCAUUCAUGUGCAAUCAAAUUCUCUGAAGUUGCUGCGAAUGUUGUGCAUGUGCUUAUGGAAUUUCUUGGGGACUCGAAUAAUCCGGCUGCCGUUGAUGUUAUUGCUUUUGUGCGUGAAGUUGUGGAGAAAUUUCCUAAUCUACGAUCUUCCAUCAUUGAGAGAUUAUUGGAAACGUUUAUGGACGUCAAAUCCGGUAAAGUGUUUAGGGGCGCUUUAUGGAUUGUUGGAGAGUAUUGUGCAAGUGUUCAAGAUAUUGAAGAUGCUUGGAAACAGAUUCGAGCUGGAGUUGGUGAAAUACCUAUACUGGCUUCGGAACAGCGACUGUUCGAAGAAGCUUCCAAGGAAGAUGGCAAUGAAGAAAUUAAUACUGACAGCAAACACGCAAUAGCAUCAACCUCUCGUCGAAUUCUCGCUGACGGGACAUAUGCUACUGAAACUGCUUUUACUAAUAGCUCGUCAGCUCUUGCGAAACUUGAGGCUGUUAAAGCUGCGGCGAAGCCACCGUUAAGAGGUGCGUUACUGCUCAACGGCGAUUUUUAUAUGGGCUCCGUACUGGCGUCUACUCUGACAAAAUUGAUCAUGCGUUUCGCAGAAAAGUCUGAUGACCAUAAACGAGUGAAUUCGUUACGCGCGGAGGCUAUGUUAAUAAUGGCCAGUAUAAUACGCGUCGGCCGAUCUCAAUUUGCCACAACUCCUAUUGAUGAAGAUUCUUACGAUCGUAUAAUGUCCUGUCUACAUGUUUUAGAAAAUUUUUCGAAAGACACAGCGAUAAAGUCUGUGUUUUUGCAUGAUACUAAAGCGUCAUUUGCGCGUAUAAUCGAAGCUGAAGAGAAACGUACUGCGGCAAAAAAAGCAAAGGAUAAAUCAGCCCAAGCUGUGCAAGUUGAUGAUCUUAUAUCUUUUCGGCAGUUCUCCAAGAGAAAUUUAGGAGACGAUAAUGAUGAGUAUGAACUCGAUUUGACACGUGCUACAGGACAAAAUGACUCACGCGAUGACUUAAUAUCUAAACUUAGUCGUGUUGUACAAUUGACUGGUUUCUCCGAUCCGGUAUACGCUGAAGCGUAUGCGAACGUUCACCAAUAUGAUAUUCUUUUAGAUGUCCUAAUAGUAAACCAAACAAACGAAACACUCCAAAACCUCUCAUUAGAAUUCGCGACAUUGGGUGAUCUUAAAUUGGUCGAACGACCCACUCAGCAUAAUUUAGCGCCGCACGCUUUUCACAGCGUGAAAGCUACAAUUAAGGUUUCGUCUACAGAAACUGGUGUUAUUUUCGGUAAUAUUGUGUACGAUGGACCUGGAACCUCGGAAAGCAAUUGUGUGGUGCUUAAUGAUAUACAUAUUGAUAUAAUGGAUUAUAUUAAUCCUGCUUACUGCAACGAGACUCAGUUCCGUAGCAUGUGGACUGAAUUCGAAUGGGAAAACAAAGUCAACGUCAACACCAACAUCACCGAUCUAAGCGAAUACCUUCGCCACAUAAUGAAAUCCACAAACAUGAGCUGCUUAACCCCGGAAGCAGCUUUAUCUGGGGAUUGUGGCUUCCUCUCUGCUAAUAUGUAUGCUAGAAGUAUUUUCGGCGAGGACGCACUAGCAAAUCUCAGUAUUGAAAAACAGACGGAUAGCGCUAUUGCGGGACAUGUUCGUAUUAGAAGCAAGACUCAAGGAAUAGCGUUGAGUCUUGGUGAUAAGAUUACAUUGGGUAAGUAA
This is a messenger RNA of Ambispora gerdemannii, 2850 nucleotides long. The record is from the annotation of a GenBank genome assembly. Lineage: Eukaryota; Fungi; Glomeromycota; Glomeromycetes; Archaeosporales; Ambisporaceae.